This is a messenger RNA of Drosophila ananassae, 1082 nucleotides long. Its product is annotated as glycine-rich cell wall structural protein 2. Bases 114 to 962 code for a protein of 282 amino acids. The transcript has 2 exons. The record is from RefSeq and is a predicted model, not a curated record. Lineage: Eukaryota; Metazoa; Arthropoda; Insecta; Diptera; Drosophilidae.
AUUUUCAAGCUUUCGGCUUGAGAGCUACGAGUGCCGCUUCAGUUUCGAUCAAGUAAACAAAUAAAGUAUUAAAUAUAUUCUGCCGAGAGUAAAGUUGAAAUCAAAAUUUAAAAAUGAAUAAAAUAUUCGUGAUGUGUCUGAUUGUGGGAACUAUACUCACCUCAAGCUUAGGAGAUCCAUUGGAGCGUCAGAAACGGCAAGCCAACCAAGGAUAUGGAAUGGGUGGCAGCGGAAUGGGAAGAGGAAACGGGAUGAACGGCGGAAACGGCGGUGGAAACGGAAUGGGUGGACCGAAUGGAAAUGGAAACGGAAAUGGAAAUGGAUAUGGUGGUCGUGGUGGAAAUGGAAUGGGAGGAAACGGAAUGGGUGGCAAUAAUAUGGGUGGAGGAUAUGGGGGCGGCGGAAUGGGGGGUCGAGGAGGCAACGGAAUGGGAGGGGGAUAUGGAGGAGGAAUGGGUGGUCCAAAUGGAAAUGGGAAUGGAAUGGGAGGACGAGGUGGAAACGGAAUGGGAGGAAACGGUAUGGGCGGAGGAAUGGGAGGAGGUAUGGGUGGCGGAAUGGGAGGUAACGGGAUGGGAGGAGGAAUGGGCGGACGAGGAGGAAACGGAAUGGGCGGAGGAAUGGGAGGAAACGGGAUGGGAGGAGGUCGUGGAGGAUACGGCAACGGAAUGGGAGGCAAUGGAAUGGGCCAAGGAGGAAUGGGCGGCAAUGGAAUGGGGCCUGGAGGAAUGGGCGGUCAGGGCGGUCAGGGCGGUCAGGGCGGUCAGGGCGGCUACAAUGGACGCGGUGGAAUGGGAGGACCAAACGGAAUGGGAGGCCCCAACAGAAUGGGCGGACCAAAUGGAAUGGGCCCUGGCGGUUGGGGUGGCAACAAUGGCUACGGAAACAAUGGAAACUACCGAAACAACAGUAGCAGCUACAGUACAACCUCCGCCACCACGACCACCGACAGUGGCUGGUAGAGUAGGAUCGCCUCCGACUGAAGGAUAUUUUUUCGGUCUAAGAAAGAUUUCAAAUCAAUUGUUUGUCCUUAAUGUUACAAAUACAUCCUAAAGCAAUGAAAAAAUAUAAAAAAAUAUAAA